AUGCACUGCGAUGCACGGCCUGUCAUUUCCGAUGGUAGCAAAGUCUACACUGACCCGUUCGCCUCUCCCCUCCCAUGCAGCUGUGGCCCUGAGCAUUUCGUGCCAAGUUACCUUCGAUGCGAGGAUCAUGGUUGCUGUAUGAAGAAGGUCAGAAUGAAUUGGUGUCCUCACGUCGCUGAUUGCAACGAGGUCUACGAGGUUCAUCGCUAUGUCCAGUCUUAUCGUCAACCACGAAAUAUCUGGGGUCACAGUGACACGCACGGCGACAGCUUCGAUUCUCUAUGGAGCCUUCCCAUGAUGCAGGAGAAGAAAAAGACUUGGAAAUAUGCUCCGAAUUUGGAGAAAUGUCUCUUCACUGGAAAGAUUCCACACUUGACGGCUGUCCCGCCUCCUUUUUGCAAAGCUGUUGAGAACCUGGCCAACAUUGGCCGUCUUAUUGUCCAGACACAAGCUCAGUUGGGUGCUCUUCGCAAUAACGCUGCUGUUGGAAGAAUCUGGCACGAUUAUUUCCACGGAGAAGCUUGCUCUCGUGUGCUUAAUGAGUGGGAGUGCCCACAACAAGGACCUAUCGUAGAUGCAGAACUGCUUGUAGAGGAAAAGGCUAAGGACCUCGUGAAGCAGAAGGAAAUCUUCAACACAUGCUGGACCUUCAUUCAGGGCAUUGUGCUUUGUCACCAAGUAGGCAAAGACCUUAUGAUCCAGAAUGUACCAGUUGUUUGGGAUCUGUAG
Messenger RNA from Fusarium verticillioides 7600, 729 nucleotides. RefSeq lists its product as hypothetical. The transcript has a single exon. NCBI's taxonomy places the organism in Eukaryota, Fungi, Ascomycota, Sordariomycetes, Hypocreales, Nectriaceae. Bases 1 to 729 code for a protein of 242 amino acids. The record is from RefSeq and is a predicted model, not a curated record.